This is a messenger RNA of Penaeus vannamei (Pacific white shrimp), 365 nucleotides long. The record is from RefSeq and is a predicted model, not a curated record. Lineage: Eukaryota; Metazoa; Arthropoda; Malacostraca; Decapoda; Penaeidae.
CCAUUAAGCUUUCAAAGGAAGAUCUGCAGUUCCUCUUCGGGGAUAAGGAAGCCCCUCCUCACUCCAUCAUCAACAUCCGCGCUCGCCCUCGAGAAAAGCGCUCCUCCUCCACCAUGACCGACAACCCGGGUCUCCUCGACGUCGUCCUCGAAGACGAGGAGGACCAGAUCGAGUUCGAACUCCACCCCAACAGCCUCCUUGUGUCGCCUCACUUCACCCUCGUGGUCCGGGGGGACGAGGGGGUGACGGAGGACAGGGGGGUGACGCUCCCCUCGUGCAUUUACGUGGGGGAGGCCAAGGGGAACCCCGACACCACGGCGGCGCUCUCCAACUGCGACGGGCACGGCUUCGUGAGUGUUACUUGA